This is a messenger RNA of Emys orbicularis (European pond turtle), 1116 nucleotides long. RefSeq names its product complement factor H-related protein 2-like. Gene Ontology annotation, molecular function: complement component C3b binding. Lineage: Eukaryota; Metazoa; Chordata; Testudines; Emydidae. The transcript has 7 exons. The record is from RefSeq and is a predicted model, not a curated record. Gene Ontology annotation, biological process: complement activation. The coding region runs from base 1 to 1116 and encodes 371 amino acids.
AUGACGCAGCUUGGAUAUAUUGCCAUUCUGGUAUUAUGGGCGUGCUCCAUUGCAUUAGCUAUUUCAUGUGGUAACAUAGAAAAUGGGAGUGUAAAGCCACGUGUCUUCUUUCAGAGAAGAAAAAGAACAUUUGAAUGUAAUGCCGGGUAUAUAGCAGAAAAUGACAACAACAGAAUUGAGUGUACUUCUUCAGGAUGGUCUCCUGUACCCAGAUGCAUUCCAAUACAAUGUGGAAGAAUAGAAAAUGGGAAAAUAGUGGACAAAGUUGAAGAAAAAACAACCUUUCAAUGUAAUCAUGGAUAUAAAUCUGAAAAUGGAAUUAAUGAAACUACCUGUACCUCUGAAGGCUGGUCUCCAGUACCCAUAUGUAUUGUUCAAGAGUGUCCACAUCCACCUGACAUCGAUUUGGCAGAAAUUGUCAGUGGGGAGAAAGCAGAAUAUCAGGAGGGUGAUGUUGUUCAGUACAGGUGCUACCCAGGAUACACUCUGGCAGGACCUGAAAGGAUAACAUGCAGUGGAGAAAAAUGGACACCUCCACCAAAGUGCUUGGCUCCAUGUAUUAUCACAAGGCAACAAUUGGAAACAAAAAAAUUGCUUCUGUCCAAUGGCCGAAGACGUACAGUAUUGAUUCAAAGUGACCAAACAAUGGAAUUUCUUUGUGGCGAACAUUCUGACCUUAAAAUCCCCUACCCCAUCAAGUGUGUAGAUGGGCAUAUGGAUUUACCAACUUGUAUAUCUGGAACUGGGGAAAAGUGUGGCCGGCCACCUACUAUUAAGAACGGAGACAUAACUACUUUAUCUCUAAAAGAGUACGUAUUUGGCUCUUCGGUAGAAUACAAAUGCCAGCAUUAUUACAUAAUACAAGGAGAACAGAAAUCAUACUGUUACAAUGGAAACUGGACAAAACCACCAGUUUGUUUAGAGCCAUGUGUUAUCACGCAAGAAGAUAUGAGAUCACACAACAUAGAUCUAAAGUGGGCUUCAGCUCAAAAACUCUAUGUGUCACAUGGAGCUUUUGUAGAGUUUAAGUGUAGAUCCAGUUUGUCUCCAAACUCUUCAAAUAAUCAUAGAGUGCAGUGCAAUGCGGGCCAAAUACCUUAUCCCCAAUGCACUUAG